Molecule: messenger RNA, 1762 nt
Organism: Hypoxylon trugodes
Lineage: Eukaryota; Fungi; Ascomycota; Sordariomycetes; Xylariales; Hypoxylaceae
Exons: 1
Coding region: 360-1706 (448 amino acids)
Source: RefSeq, a predicted model, not a curated record
GUCUAGAAUACAAUACUAAGACUAGUACCUGAAUAGUUCAGGGCUAUUUUCACCAUAUUCGGCCUAGAUACGCUUAGUUAGUUAUUUCAGCUACUUAUUUAGAUCUGGCUGACUAGCUGAUCGAAUUAGUAGCUGAACGGCGUCUCUUGAAUAUUUUUGUUUCGGCGCGUUGAUCUUGGGGAUACGAGGUAAGCUUGACAAGAUAUUCAAUAGUACUUAUAGUCUUAUAAAUAAGAUAACCCUAGGUAAAUUCCCUAUGCAUCUCUAAGUGACCCUCUUGCUCCUUUCGCCAGUCGCUCGUUCAACGUUAGGUACCUACCUAUACACAACCGCUAAGGGGAGACUUCGGAUUCUUCAUCAUGCAGCUAAAAGGUUUGGUUCUUCUAGCUACGUUUGCAUCGGCCGCCCCAAGAAAGGAGAAGCCUCGAUGCGGACGGGUCACUGCUACAACUACUCUGUCGAAUAUCGUGAAUACCAGUUCCGUUCAGGGGACAACCUCCCUGCCGUUUCUGAACAACUCGACUACGACUAUCGCAACGACGAGCACGGAAUCAGGCGGUGCAGUAUAUCCAACGUACUCGUCCCAGUCUCCGAAUUCCGAGACUCAUUCCGCGAGCACAUCGUCUUACUCGGGAAGCACAGGAUAUCACCUGACAAGUCCUAUUAGCCUCUAUGUUACUACGCCCUCAGUUACCAAUUCAGAAACCCAAAGCACCUCAUACCAAAUUUUGAAUACUUCAUCAUCGACUCCUACCCCAGUCCUUGCGACAAGCGCAAAUUAUCCGGUUCUAAGUAAUACUAUAUCCUCCAUUUCGUCUAUCGACACGUCCUCGUCAUCGACUUCUAGUUCAACCAUUACAACAAGCCCAGAAUACAUAACUCUAAGCAGUACUAUAUCCUCUACUUCAACCACUGAAACAUCCUCGUCGGCAAGCAGUACACCUACGGCGACAGUGUCAGAGACAGCAUCAUCUACCGAGAGUACAUCCACGACAUCAUCAUAUUCGUCAACUUUAACUGAUAGCACUUUUACCACUGCUUCUUCAACCAGCUCCACAUCCACUAGUAUUGAAACCAGUACAACACCGUCAGACACAUCAUCCCCGGAAGCAACGUCCUCGACCGAAACCUCAUCAAGUACAUCAACUUUCAGUUCAUCGUCAUCCACAGAGUCAAUUUUGGUUCCUACACCUACACCUACACCUGCGCCCACACCAACACCAACACCAACGUUUUACCUAAAAGCCAGUGGAGUAGUCAAGGGAACAGGAAGCCAGAAAAUCCUUCUCAUCCGAUCCAAUGAUAAGUAUGCCGAACUGUAUUCUACGGGUAACUCAGCGGGUUCAGAAAUCCUCACCUUCGCCGACACGGACCCUGCACCUCCCGCUACUUUGUUCUACCUAGACGACGAGUCGCACCUGGUUAACGCUGCAGAUGGAUUCAUCUUAAACACGUACGAAUCCGCCAAAUCCAAUCAAUUGUAUUGGGAUGCAAACCCGACCGGCGGCGGUUGGGCACCGCCGACUUGCCAGGUUAACGUCGAUUCCACUCUUACCUGCAGCAUCGGGGUUAUGAAUCAAUUUUCGAUCUGCUAUGGAAGCUCGGGUACAAGUCUAGGCAGCAAUGGUGUGCUAUACUUGACAGGAAGCGCACCAGAUCAGGGAUCAAACUGUAGAGGAGUGACGGUCAACGUCGUGUAUGCUUAAGGAAGCCUAUCAUAUAUCACAAAUAUUCUGUAAUGCUGUAUACCUAAGAAUAAUAU